This is a messenger RNA of Sinocyclocheilus rhinocerous, 468 nucleotides long. Its product is annotated as DNA damage-binding protein 1-like. The transcript has 2 exons. The record is from RefSeq and is a predicted model, not a curated record. The annotation marks the transcript as partial. NCBI's taxonomy places the organism in Eukaryota, Metazoa, Chordata, Actinopteri, Cypriniformes, Cyprinidae.
GAACUCUGUGUGUUGAAGUCCUUGACUAGUGUCACCUGGAGGUCGUUCCACACGGAGCGUAAGACUGAGCAGGCCACAGGGUUCAUUGAUGGAGAUCUGAUCGAGAGCUUCCUGGAUCUGGGUCGAGCGAAGAUGCAGGAGGUGGUCAGCACUCUGCAGAUGGAUGACGGCAGCGGGAUGAAGCGCGAGGCGACGGUGGACGAGGUUAUUAAAAUCGUGGAGGAGCUGACGCGGAUCCACUAACCGCGAGCGUCACACAUCUGUACAUAACUAACCCUACAUCAGAGCGUGUGUGUUUGUCCACCUGAUGAAUAGAGUUCAGUCACGCUCACACACUCGUCUUCAUGUGCUUGUCCUGAGCCUCCAGAUGAAGAUUCUGCCAGCACCGAUCCGCAAUAGCUUUAGUGAAGCGUUUAUCAGUGUGGUGUCUCUGUUCGUUCAUUUAUUUUAAUAAAGUUUCCUUCAGUA